Messenger RNA from Symsagittifera roscoffensis, 1609 nucleotides. RefSeq names its product tryptophan--tRNA ligase, mitochondrial-like. Gene Ontology annotation, molecular function: ATP binding; tryptophan-tRNA ligase activity. The transcript has 3 exons. Gene Ontology annotation, biological process: mitochondrial tryptophanyl-tRNA aminoacylation. The record is from RefSeq and is a predicted model, not a curated record. Lineage: Eukaryota; Metazoa; Xenacoelomorpha; Acoela; Convolutidae. The coding region runs from base 82 to 1098 and encodes 338 amino acids. Gene Ontology annotation, cellular component: mitochondrial matrix; mitochondrion.
AGAGCUCUCUGGGAACUUGCAUCACAGUCCCUGGUUCUUUUCCCCUGGCGUUGACUGCCAAGAUCUACAACAGGAAUGUAAAUGACUGUGAAACUCGGCCGGAUAUUUUCGGGGAUCCAGCCUUCCGCUGCAACACCACACUUGGGAAACUAUAUCGGAGCGAUUAAACCAUGGACGCAGUAUCAACAUAUCACACCUCUCAAGCCUAUUUUAUCUGUAGUUGAUCUUCAUGCUCUCACAAACCCUUCUUUGACGCCAAGUAAACUGCGUGAUAAUAUUUUUCAAAUGACCGCGUCUCUACUAGCAUGCGGGUUGGAUCCACAAAAAUGCGUCAUUUUUCAACAAUCAAUGGUACCUCAUCAUUCUGAGCUAACCUGGAUUUUGACUUGUGGCUGCACGUUGAACAGACUCCAAUCUCUUCACGCCUGGCGUGAAAAAGUGAAGAAAUUGGGAAAGGGAGCGGGCCUUCCCUUAGGAGUAUUAAUGUACCCAGUUUUAAUGGCUUCUGACAUAUUACUUUACCAAACAAAUACAGUUCCCGUAGGUGAAGAUCAAGUUCAACACAUUGAGCUUGCAAGGGACAUUGCUUCAGGUUUCAAUCAGAAAUUCAACAGUCAUGUGUUUAAUAUUCCUGAAAAAUUGAUCCAAGAAGAAAGUAAUCGAAUUAAAUCGUUGCGGGAUCCACUCGCUAAAAUGAGCAAAUCAGAUGACAAUCAGUUCAGUUACGUAACUAUUUUGGAUGAGCCUGAUCAAAUUCAAGCUAAAGUUAGAAAAGCAGUUACAGAUUCGAACCCAGUCCUGACCUUCGACUCGGAAGCUAGACCGGGUGUGUCGAAUCUUAUCAACAUUUUAGCGUCUCUGAAAAAUCAAUCUAUUAGUGACUCGCUGCAAGAAAUUGAGUCUAUGAAUACACUGCAAUUGAAAAAUCUCGUGUCAGAUACCAUUGUAGAACAUUUGAAUCCCAUUCGAAAAGAGCAUCAUCUUUUAAUGAACGACAAAGCAUAUCUUUGCACUUUGUUGGAAGACGGAAGGAAGGAAGCUGCAGAAAUUGCUGAGAGAACUUUGAAAAUUGUUAAACAAACGAUCGGGUUGAUCUAGUUGUCAUUGUGUCAAAAAAGUUCAGUUGCUAAUUUAAAUUUUCAUCGCUAAUUAGAUUUUGAUUCCGAAUGAAGUCAUCAAAGUAGCUUGGUAUGCAAAUCUUAUUGAUCUAAAUAAGCAAUUUGCAAAAUUCGGCGCCUAGAAUAAUCAUGGUAAUAAAAAAUCGAUAACGUUUUUAAUUAAAGGCCAAGUUGAAUUGUAAAACCUCUCAUUUUUCAAUUUUGAAACCAUACAAAGUUAACGAAUUUUAGUCUGCAAAGGACAAUACCUUCUGUUAAGAAUGAAACAGUUUCUAGGAUUGGCUUUUCUGGUGCUGAUUUUUGUACUAGCCAUUCACUGUGGUCCUUCUGAGAGUAUCGCUAACGACUUCAGCGGAGUUCCAGUUGAUCGCGAGGUUCAAAAGCAGAUUCGAGAGAUGAUCGCCCAAGAGAUGGAAAGACGCCGAAAAUGAAGAAUCACGGAACUUGACAAUUCAAAAAUUACUGAUUUUAUCUGCAAAUGUCUCCAUGUU